AGAAACAGCAAUAUCUCAAAGUCACACAACACUACCCCACCCCUUCCAACGAUCUUUCCCCUCUGCUACCUGAACACACGCCUCCUCUUCAUCUCUAAUCUCCUCUUCCCCGCGCGCGGCCUCCCCAUGCAUCAACACCGCAACCACCCUCGCCACGGCCGUCUCCAACCAUGAACGACGUAAACCCUAGACAACCAACACGCACAGCACAUAGCUAGACAAACAGAGACGCACGCGAGCUAGCUUCAGGCUUUCAGCCAUGCGGCGAUCGGACUCGGAAGACCGGUGCAAGCGGCACCCGGAGCACCGGCUGUCCAAGGGCGUCUGCCCGUCCUGCCUCCGCGACCGCCUCGCCCACCUCUCCGCCUCCUCCUCCGCCGCCACCACCACCACGCGCGCCUCCUCCUCGGCCACCACCUCCCCGUACUCCUCCGCGGGCUCGUCCCCUCCGCCCCACCACGUCGCGCUCUCGGCGGACGUCAGCUCGGUCCACGUCUUCGGCGGUCCCACCUCCAACGGCUCCUCCUUCAUCAACGUCGCUGCCUUCUCGCAGCCGCUGAUGACGACCUCCGUUAAGAAACCUGCAGGGAGGCAAGAGGACGCGGGCAGGGAGUCUGUGCAGGGGAAGGGGGAGGUCAAGAAGAAGAAGAAGAAGAGCGGCAAGAAGAAGAUAGGGAGGUUCCUGUCGAGGCUCGUGGGAGCGGAGAAGCGGCGGCAAACCGGCGACGGCGAGCUCUUCCACUCCAAGACCAUGAAGGAUAAGACGUCGUCCAAGUGGGUAUUCUUCUGAAAUCUCAUGAGACGGUGGCACCAGGCAAGCUUGCAAGAUACGCUCAACCAGUUCUUGUUAAUCUUUCCUUUACUCUCCCUCGCUUUUUUCAGGUACUUCUGUGCUUGAUUUUGAGAUUUUUUUGGGUUGUGUGUACCAAAUUAAGUAAUUAACCUCUUGGCGAUUUUGUACUUCAUCAUAAGCAUAUUUUAAGGGCACGUAUGUGAGAAAUUGUAUAUGCUUAUUUAUUCUGUAAAAUUAGAAAAUUCAAGAACAACGUUAUAUAUGCAUGCCAAAUUACUUGUCCUGUA
Molecule: messenger RNA, 1080 nt
Organism: Phragmites australis (common reed)
Lineage: Eukaryota; Viridiplantae; Streptophyta; Magnoliopsida; Poales; Poaceae
Exons: 1
Coding region: 260-790 (176 amino acids)
Source: RefSeq, a predicted model, not a curated record